GUCUUUUGGUUAUCAUUUGCCGACUCACUUUAUUAAGAUUUGAGCAUCAAUCUAUCUCCCUCGACCAUAUAAGCUUCCAUUAACAAUAAACAGAAUUGUGAACGAAAUAUCGCUUGAAAACCGAUGAUCAGGGUCCGGCAUCGUCGCUUAGCGAACACAAGAAUCAACCAAAGCCUGAAGAUCAUGGCACCGACUCCAUCCAUGUUUAGUUCCCAUGGUUAACCAUUGGUAUCUUUUACGAUGCAACUCCACGCGUACGUACAGCCACAGCGCUUAUAGGUUGGAUGGAAUGAUCAUUGUCAUUGGCAGUUUUGAUUGCUAUCAGCAUCGAAGUGCAAUUUGCAACAUAACGCCACCUGCAGGAGUGAAUAUCAUAGCCACUACUAUCGCCGUAUAGAUGGAUAAGAUGCAUCUUAAGCGUGUUUACCUACAUAUAAAGCGCUCGCCGAAAGAGGGUGGUAGCGGUGGCUUAACUACCUAGCAAUAUCCAGACUUGGUCCCUGUCGAGUGAUAAAAACCCUGGAGGUACUCGGUCGAUUCCAACAUGGGCAUUGAGCAGCUUCGGAAAUUCUAAGUUAGCCCGUCGAACACUCGAGGCACAAUGUUCGUUUAGAGCUACUGGCGACACGGUUCCUGAUGAGAAGCUUCUGAGUUUAAGAUCGAACCCUAUGGUCCUAAAGCUUCGUGGGUACGCCUUCGACCAUAUCACCACCCUAUCCCAAGCCCCCAUAAAGGAACUAUACCCCAAUGGAUCACAGCAUUUCUACAACGGAAGAGACGACAUUUUUGGGGUAUUUGGCCGCAUGAUGGACCCCGGGGGCUUCGAUACCUUAAAGGAAGUGCUGCUCCAAUAUGCGCAGAAUCCGGAGAAGGUUCAGGAAAAACUUAAUAAUCACUUCCGAACACACCGGGACUAUCUCCCGGGGGAGGCAGUGAAAAUCCUGAAGAUGACCCAAGGCCACUGUGAAAAGUCGGGAUGUUACGAGACAAUAGAAACUUUGACAUGCUUGGAUCGCUGUUUCUUCCGCACAUCAAAUGGUGCAUUCGUGUUUUGUCCAUGGACGGCACGAGAGGGUGAUGUGGUCACGAUGCUCUUCGAGGCGAAGGUGCCAUACUUGUUGAGACCCGUUCGAGGCUACAUCGAUCAAAUUGUCGAUGAUACCUGUGCUGAUGCAUAUCAACUAGUUGGUGAGUGUUAUUUGGACGGUUAUAUGAAUGGCGAGAUCUUGGAAACACAGAAUGCCUUAAGCAUUCAAGUUUUGUUAUUUGAUUUGGUGUAACUAGGUAGGUAGGUGGGUAAUCGGUUCGCGAGGAGCUUGUUGUGUGUUUUUGACAAGAUUCAGGAUGGCCAAUUGUAGAUUGAUUAGAAA
Molecule: messenger RNA, 1370 nt
Organism: Annulohypoxylon maeteangense
Lineage: Eukaryota; Fungi; Ascomycota; Sordariomycetes; Xylariales; Hypoxylaceae
Exons: 1
Coding region: 669-1280 (203 amino acids)
Source: RefSeq, a predicted model, not a curated record